Molecule: messenger RNA, 2214 nt
Organism: Fibroporia radiculosa
Lineage: Eukaryota; Fungi; Basidiomycota; Agaricomycetes; Polyporales; Fibroporiaceae
Exons: 3
Coding region: 1-2214 (737 amino acids)
Source: RefSeq, a predicted model, not a curated record
AUGGCAGUCGUCGUCGCAUUUAUUUCCUCUAUACUCGACCUCGUUCAGAUGCUAGUAAGAGGAUCUGCCGCCGUCGAUCAAGCUCUCGAUCUGAAUUCUGUUUCCGGCCUGAUCAUCGUCCGCGAAGUGGGGUUUUCACUAUCAUUUGGAUUGCGCUUCCUAUUCUAUUGGGGCUUUGUUGCCAGCCCACCUCCAGGCGAAAUCCGUCCAAGCGACAAGGCAAUGCAUAAUGGUAGUUGGGGUCGAUGGGGGGCAUUCGGCAUAUUCCUCGAAAUGCUCACCCUGACACUGACCUUGACAGAUCCUGUGCUCCAGAUCCUGUAUCGCAACAUUAACGCGCUCCACGAGGUUGAGCCUUUGUACGAAGUAGAGGCCGCGAUUCAAAUAGUGCUAUCGGCGAUAUUCCUUCUGAAGCUGCUACUCAACUGUUGGGUGGGGAUGUUAGCCAACCCCAGUGUCGUUCCUACUAGAAAGAAAUUGCUUGGCUAUUCGGCACCUAUAUCUGCCUUAUCCCUGAGUAUCUUAAUAGGCAUCGGUAAUGUCGCUAUGUUCGAGUUUACGGAAACAGUUCUCGGGCGCUUUAUGCAAGCUGUGGAAUUCUAUAUUCUGAUUGUGUAUAUGCUCACCAGUGCUUUCUACCACUUGCGCCGGCCCUCGUGGUCUACUUCAUCUUCCAUUGAUGCCACCAUGAUUCGCCGCAAGAGCUCGUUCCGAGGUCUACCAGAAAUGAAGGCACAUGAUCUUUCCCUCCGCAUUACUCCCCCUGUCAUCGUCUCCCCCGAUUUGUUGUCGGUUGUUGGUCAAAACGUCCAUGGAAGCAGUCAGCGCCCGUCGUUGAUGCAACGUUUUUCUGCGUCUUCUCGGCUCUCCACAUGGUUGAAUAUGCGCAGAUAUUCUGGCCGCCCCUUCGCACCACCCUCUCCAACACAGGACCAAGUUCGUCUAUGGAGUCAAGAUCAAGCUGAGCGAGGGUACUCUCCUGAUGGUCGUGACAUUGGUGGGGGUGUUCCAGACUCUGCUAUUGAUGUGGACACCACCAAAUCAUUCAACCAGAGCUUAGGCCAACCCUUGCAAAGUGCCAAAUGGCAAGAUCCUGUGUAUACUUCCGUAAUAGAUACGCUGCGGGUGUCUAACAAAUCCCCAUCAUCGAAUUCUGCUCUAGUAACAGGGCGAAGUGCUGAAUUGCACAAGUUGUACAACUUAGCUAUCCCGCCCCCGACACAUCCUCGUCAAAUGGGGAUGGAACCAGUAUAUGUCAUAUCCCCAGUUUCUCCCUCGGCAUAUGGAUCCCCAACGUCUGCGUAUGGCUCACCGGUACCUGGUCCUGAUGAUGGAGGUAUCGAAGGGAGGUUCCUGAAUCAGCUUCGUCUCCAGCCUACGCCGACUGGACUUGACUCCGCUCGAUCAUCCCGUAUCUCGGAACUCAUUCGUCAACAAGCAGAGCUUGACCAAUCCAUCGCUGCGCUGCGUGUAUUAUCCCCUUCAAACGAAACUUUCGAUUUGGGUGGGCUUUAUAUUUCUGACGAUCGUAAGGAUCGCUCUGCGGAUCGUACAACGCGAUCAACGACACAGAGCGAUCUCUCACUCAGCAACUUCCCUGCUCCGCCUCAGGGGCGUUCUAGUAUCGGAGCCGAUAUGCCUUCGGUCGUCAUACAACCGAAUUCAGCUGCAGGUGCCUCACAAAUUGAUAGCGAUGGUCCCAUACGGCCUUCCUCCCAUGUUGAAAUUCCAAACUUACUUCUUGCCACGGACCAAUACGGGCGUCGAAAUAACGGGAGUCCACCUUCAGUCAUAGACAUGGACACCGCGAUGAAUAGUAAUCGACAUCGCAUAGACUCUGGAGGAACGCAAUACGAGAUCACGUCUUUUAUUGGCGGGCUUACACAUACAGAACAUUCUGAGCCUGGCUCAUUUUCAUCUGCCUCAAUUCUCAACAACUCGGACGAGGGUCAUCUUCCUCCUCCGAGGUUCCCAAUCUCGCAUGUGCCGUCAGAUAGCUUUGGAUCGCUUGCUUCCAGAUGUAGGUCCCCACUGCGCCCGGCAGAUACGAUCAGAGAUGAGCACCUUAGGCCAGCGGCGCCAAGCAGUGAGAAUGCCGGACGAACAUUCCAAGCUGCUGAUCGUCGAUUCACCAGGCCUGUCGGAUUGCCUCCCCGGCCACGACUUACUGCCGCAGAUAUGAGCCCUGCUACCGAGAAUCCGGCCCCCAUAUAG